CCUAGGACUGAGUAACCACAUAGAAGUCCACAAUCCCCACAAAUCAAAUCCACGACGAGACCGUCUCAAAUUUCCCGCCAACUCUACACAGUUUAGCAUCCCUUUUCCUUCAACAUUUCCAUUCAAAUUCUCUUCCUUCUUUCUUCAGCCAUUUCAAUCUCCAGUCAAAUCGUUUGAUUAAUUCUUCGUUUAAUUACAUAGACAACAAUCGUCAAAUUUCAGGCCGAAUUGUUUGUUAUCGUUUGUAGUUCUCAUCCUCAAGUUUCGUCUCGUAGGUGAAAUCGAAGAUGUCGAAGGUCACAGUUUGCGCUCGAUUCCGACCUUUAAGUUCCAGCGAGAUCAGAGAUCACGGCAGUUGCGUCAGUAUUCAUCGCAUCGAUGACGAAUCAUUCAAUUUCAAGGAUGAGAAAGACGGAGAUCUAAGUUUCAGCUUCGACAAAGUGUUCUAUGAGGAUUCUGCUCAAGCUAGUGUCUAUGAAGUUUUAGCCUUGCCGAUUGUUCAAGAUGCGGUUAGUGGACUUAAUGGUACAAUCCUCUCUUAUGGCCAGACUGGAGCUGGAAAAACUUUUAGCAUGGAGGGACCUGGCAUCAUCAAGUGUGAUGCUGAAAGGAAAGGUCUGAUCCCAAGAGUUAUAGAAGGACUCUUUGAGAUGAUCAAUGCUUCACAGGGAGAAGCUGUAUAUUCAGUUAAAUUGGCAAUGGUUGAGAUCUAUAUGGAAAAAGUGAGGGACCUGUUUGAUUUAUCCAAGGAUAACAUACAGAUUAAGGAGAGCAAAUCUCAAGGAAUUCUACUGUCUGGAGUUACUGAGAUCCCACUGCUGGAAGCUUCCGAAGCAAUGCAAAUCCUAUCUAAUGGAAUUCUGAAUAGAGCAGUUGGAGAAACUCAGAUGAAUGCUUCUAGUAGCAGAAGCCAUUGUGUCUAUAUAUUCACGGUUCAGCAAGAGUUUUCCGCCGAUAAGAGGACAAAAACGGGUAAACUAAUUCUCGUGGACUUGGCUGGCUCUGAGAAAGUGGGAAAAACUGGAGCGGAAGGGAAACUUCUGGAAGAGGCGAAGACUAUUAACAAGUCCCUUUCUUCCCUGGGAAAUGUUGUAAAUGCAUUAACAUGUACCCCACAGAGCAAGUUGACCCACAUCCCUUAUCGUGAUUCUAAGCUCACUCGAAUACUACAAGAUGCACUGGGAGGUAACUGCAGAAUGGCUUUGCUGUGUUGUUGUUCCCCAAGUCUUUUUAAUGCGUCAGAGACUCUAUCCACCCUUCGCUUUGGUGCAAGGGCGCAACAUAUAAAAGCGACACCAUGUGUUAUCCCAUCUGAAGAUAAAAACAGCAAAACACAAGAAUGUACUGCUCAAAAAGAUGUGGCGUGCGAAAUAAUUUUGGACAAGCUGAAAGACAAAAUGGGAACUGAGGCUGUGGAGAUGCUAAGAGAGCUGCUAAUACUACAUGGGAUUAUGUACCACCCGAGUCCAAUGGAAGACUUGAUGUCGGAAUAUGAAGAUAUCACGUCAAAAGUUAUCUCGUCCCUGCAGGAAAAAGUAGUACAGCUGGAUUACGCAAUGGAGGAGCAGCUGGUGAAGCGGAACCAAGUUCUCAAGGCCAAGCUUGCAGCUGCAGAAAAUAGAAGCUUUUGGAACAAUAUGUCAGAUGCCCUCAGCUUCUUCAGUUUCAGGACAAAUUGACAAUGGACAUAUUUUCACGACCGAAGCCAGUGAAAGCGGAAACAAGAAAAUGGAAUGCUUUGGAACUCAAGAGUCAACUUACAUAUAUAAUAAAUACAUGUUGUCUAAGUCUUUAAUGUUAGAAGCUUUCCGAGCUUAUAUUUGUGUGAAGUGAAAGAAUGCUAAAUCUUGAGGUUUGUUACUCUUAUUGCUAACCGUAGAAGAUAAUUAUAACCAGUUUGCUUCA
This is a messenger RNA of Spinacia oleracea (spinach), 1905 nucleotides long. Its product is annotated as kinesin-like protein KIN-1. The coding region runs from base 288 to 1679 and encodes 463 amino acids. Gene Ontology annotation, biological process: mitotic spindle organization; microtubule-based movement; spindle elongation. Gene Ontology annotation, molecular function: microtubule motor activity; ATP binding; microtubule binding. The record is from RefSeq and is a predicted model, not a curated record. Gene Ontology annotation, cellular component: microtubule associated complex. The transcript has 16 exons. NCBI's taxonomy places the organism in Eukaryota, Viridiplantae, Streptophyta, Magnoliopsida, Caryophyllales, Amaranthaceae.